GCUUGCCAUUGGUCCAAAAUAACGACUUCUUAAUCCAAAACAAUUGGAGACAAAACGGAGAGCCAAAUGGCACAGCCAUUAUCACAGCUCAGCUGAAAGUGAAAACUAUUACUGAAAAGCUCCUAACUGUCGUUCGCCGUCGCGCACAACCUCCUCAAACGCCGCAGCUUCCGUCGGUCAAUGACUUCGUCUCUAGGCAACACCGCCUCUUCUCGAAUCUCAGCAUCUUCCUCCCCCGGAGUUCGACUUUCUCUCCAUCCCCCCUCCUCUUUUUCUCUCCUUUCUUUCUCUUCCUCUUUUAAGCCCUUCGCUUUCUCUCCUCUAUCUUCUCAUUUCUCUCCCCACCAGAGGAGAUCGGCAGUUAAUGUGUCGAGUAGCAGAGGAUUCGGCACAGUUGCAAGUCCGAAAUGUGCAGCUUCGAAUCCUGAUCAGUUGAAGAGUGCUAGAGAAGAUCUCAAGCAACUUCUCAACUCUCAGUUCUGCCAUCCUAUUCUGGUUCGCCUAGGAUGGCAUGAUGCUGGUACCUACAACAAGAACAUUGAGGAAUGGCCACAAAGGGGUGGAGCGAAUGGAAGUCUUAGGUUUGAAGUAGAGCUAAAACAUGCCGCCAAUGCUGGCCUAGUGAAUGCAUUGAGUCUUAUUCAGCCUAUCAAGGACAAGUACUCUGAUGUAACUUUCGCUGAUUUGUUCCAGUUGGCUAGUGCUACUGCUAUUGAGGAGGCUGGAGGACCCAAAAUUCCCAUGAAAUAUGGAAGGGUGGAUGUCUCCGGUCCUAAUGAGUGUCCUGAGGAGGGCAGGCUACCUGAUGCUGGACCACCUUCACCUGCUGAUCAUCUACGAGAGGUUUUCUACCGAAUGGGAUUAAAUGACAAGGAAAUUGUUGCAUUAUCUGGUGCACACACUCUUGGGAGGUCCAGACCAGAACGUAGCGGUUGGGGUAAACCAGAAACCAAGUAUACGAAAGAUGGGCCAGGAACACCAGGAGGACAGUCUUGGACAGUGCAAUGGUUGAAGUUUGACAAUUCAUACUUCAAGGACAUUAAAGCAAAAAGGGAUGAAGAUUUGCUUGUGUUGCCAACUGAUGCUGUUCUUUUUGAAGAUCCCUCUUUCAAGGUAUAUGCUGAGAAAUACGCUGAAGAUCAAGAGACAUUAUUCAAGGAUUAUGCAGAGGCACAUACCAAACUUAGCAACCUUGGGGCCAAAUUUGAUCCUCCAGAGGGUAUUGUGUUAGAUGAUACUCCAGUACAAGCUGUACCGGAGAAGUUUGUAGCUGCCAAGUACUCAACAGGAAAGAGAGAGCUGUCAGAUUCCAUGAAGCAGAAGAUUCGAGCAGAAUAUGAAUCAUUUGGGGGAGGCCCAGAUAAGGCUCUACCAACCAACUAUUUUCUAAAUAUCAUAAUUAUUAUUGGUGUGUUGGCCAUUUUGACAUCUCUUCUGGGUAAUUAUUGAUUAUUUUAACUUUCCCCAUUUUUGCUCUUUUGGUUAAAUGUCAAGGUCCUUUUCCUCCCUGGAAAGAGAAUCCAACCCAGUGAAUUAUGUUAUGACAUGAGUCCUUUUUUGGGACUGUCGUGUUUUGUAUUUUAUUCUCUGUCCGUUGCUUAAAUUAAAUAUAUACACAACACAAGAUUGUCGUAA
Gossypium raimondii (Peruvian cotton) is the source of this 1635-nucleotide messenger RNA. RefSeq names its product probable L-ascorbate peroxidase 6, chloroplastic/mitochondrial. The coding region runs from base 181 to 1449 and encodes 422 amino acids. Gene Ontology annotation, molecular function: peroxidase activity; heme binding. Lineage: Eukaryota; Viridiplantae; Streptophyta; Magnoliopsida; Malvales; Malvaceae. The record is from RefSeq and is a predicted model, not a curated record. Gene Ontology annotation, biological process: hydrogen peroxide catabolic process; cellular response to oxidative stress; response to reactive oxygen species. The transcript has 12 exons.